Molecule: messenger RNA, 3156 nt
Organism: Heterostelium album PN500
Lineage: Eukaryota; Evosea; Eumycetozoa; Acytosteliales; Acytosteliaceae
Gene: lig4
Product: DNA ligase IV
Exons: 7
Coding region: 1-3156 (1051 amino acids)
Biological process (GO): nucleotide-excision repair, DNA gap filling; DNA recombination; double-strand break repair via nonhomologous end joining
Cellular component (GO): DNA ligase IV complex
Molecular function (GO): DNA binding; DNA ligase (ATP) activity; ATP binding
Source: RefSeq, a predicted model, not a curated record
AUGCUUUCAUUAUAUUAUGAUGAUGAUGAACCUGUAGUUAAGAAUUCUAAUAAUAAUGUUAAUGUUAAUAAGAAUACAACAACUACAACUACAUCCUCAACUACAGCAGUUAAAACAAAUAAUAAUAAUGUAAAUAGACAAAGUCCAAUAAAGAAUAAUAAUAAUAAAAAGUCAAUAGUUUCAAGUGUUGCAUUAUCUCUUGAGUAUAAAGAUGAUGAUGAUGAAGAAGAGAAAGAAGAAGAAGAAGAAGAAGAAGAAGAAAAUGAUAUAAAUAAUAAUAGUAGAGAUCAACUUUUAUUAAAUGAAUACCAACAACAACAACAACAACAACAACAACAAGAUAAUCAUAAUAGUAAUAAUAAUAAUAAUUUAAUGGAUGAAGAAGAAUUGAUACCAGUAGACUAUGAAUAUCAAAAGACAGUUCCAUUUCAUAUAUUCUGUGAAUUGUUAGACCGUUUAACUCAAGUUACAAAACAUACAGAUAAGAAAUCUCUUUUAACAACAUUCUUUAAUAAUUAUAAAGAUAAAGAUAAUCUUUUCCCAAUCAUUCGUUUAUUUUUACCACAAUUAGAUAAAGAUCGUCAAGUCUAUGGAUUAAAAGAGAAAACACUUGCUAAAUUCUAUGUAGAGAUGCUUGGAAUCGCACCGAAUAGUAUUGAUGCCAUUCGUUUAAUAAAUUGGAAGAGAUCAACUACCAAUGAAAUUGGAGGUGACUUUGGUAAUGCUGUGUUUCUGUCUUUGAAGAAUCGAUGUCUUGAGAAAGGUCGUAUAUCCAUUGCCGAUAUCAAUAUCACUUUGGAUCAAUUGAUCGUUACCGAUGACAAACGUGAGAAGCAGCGCUUGUUAAAACGAUUGCUGAGACACACCACCGCUACCGAGCAGAAGUGGUUCGUUCGUAUCGUUCUCAAAGAGAUGAAGACCGGUUUGUCAGAGAAGAUGAUAUUGAACUUCUUGCAUCCCGACGCUAUGAAUCUGUUCAAUCAUACCUCUAGCCUGCGACGUGUCUGUCAAGACAUCAAAGGAAGUGGACGCCCGCUCGACUACGAUGGAAAGACCAUCUUGAUAGGCCAACCGAUCAAACCGAUGUUGGCAGAUCGCAAACCGCUAGAGACCGUUCUGAAUGCCAUCGAAGAGGAAUCGUUCAUUGUUGAAACCAAAUACGAUGGUGAGCGUAUACAAAUACACAAACAAAACGAUAAGAUUAAACUAUACUCUAGAAACAGUAAUGAUUGUACACAUAUCUAUUCAAAGCUACUUAAUCCCAUUAUAAAAGAGUGUGUUACAGUUGAAAAUUGUAUAAUAGAUGGAGAAUUGUUGGUUUGGGAUACGAUUGUUCAGAGAUAUGAGGAAUUCGGUAAGCUAAAGACGUUGGCACUUAAUCAGACGGUGGAUAAUGUUGGUAAACAACUUUGUUUUAUUGCUUUUGAUGUUCUUUAUGUUGGUGACAAGAGUGUUGUUGAAUUACCUUUGUCUCAGAGAUAUGCUAUAUUGAAGCGAUGUAUCAGUGCGAAAUCACACCAGUUUGAGGUGUCGGAACAUCGUGUCUGUUCGUCAAAGCAAGAGAUCGUUCAGCUACUGGAUGCUGCGAUAUUGGCACGUGAAGAGGGUAUCAUGGUGAAGCGACUAGACUCUGUAUACACACCGGGCGAGCGUCGUGACAAAUGGAUCAAACUCAAACCAGAGUAUCUCGAUGGCGUUGGUGAUGAUUUGGAUUUGGUGAUCGUUGGUGGCUACUAUGGUAGUGGAGUUGGUCGUCGUGGUGGAACAAUCUCGCAUUUCAUUUUGGGUGUUCCAGAGUUGUUAGAACAACAAGAAGGCGAAGAACAACAACAAAAGCAAUUGGUUACUUUUAAAUCGUUUUGUAAGGUUGGAAGUGGCUAUACAGAUUCCGAGUUGAGGACACUGCAGGAACGAUUGACUCCACACUGGCAGAAACGUCCGCUUGGCAAUGUGCAGUUUGGAACGGAGCGACCCGAUGUCUAUAUUGAUCCGACUGCAUCUUUUGUACUGCAGAUCAAAGCUGCUCAGAUUGUUAUCACUGAGAAGUACAAGGUUGGAUUCACUCUGAGAUUCCCGCGAGUUGUGAAGAUACGUGAUGACAAGCAGUGGAGUGAAUGUCUCGAUGAAGCCGGUGUAAUUAGUUUGGCCAAUGAAUAUGAGGGUCGCUAUGCAAAGCGAAAGAUUGAGAUUCAAGAUGGCAAGUCUACGAAGAAGCGGAGAACCAGUACCACUAAGAAGCCAAAGAAAAAGAUUGGAGUACUCCAGUGUUUUGAAGACACCGAUACCACUGGGGUGGUCAAGCAAUCUGGGCUGUUUGAGGGCUUGGAGUUCUGCGUGGUAAAAGGUGAUCGGCAGCAUAGCAAAGCGAUGUUGGAGAUCGUCAUUGUGGAGAAUGGUGGCACCAAAGUUCAGUAUCCAUCGAAAAAGACAAACUAUGUAGUUUCCUCUAUGAAAGAGGUACUAAAGAUUCAGAAUCUAAUUAGCUCUGGAUCGUUUGACAUUGUUCACUUUCAGUGGUUGUUGGAUUGUAUCGAAGGAAAGCGACGUAUUCCACUGGGUCCUAAAUACAUGAUCUUCACAACAGAGGCAACUCGCGAUAUUUUCUCAAAGGAAAUAGAUCCCUAUGGUGAUUCUUUCACUGAGGACACUGACGUUCAAACACUGAAAGAUGCAUUCAAACAAAUCGAACGUCAAAGUCAACAACAAAACAAACAACUAAAUAAUAAUAUGAUUUAUCAAGCAAAACAACAACAACAACUACAAUUAACAUUACCAACUGACAAAAAGAAUGAAUUAUUUGAAUAUAUCGAAUCAAAUUACUUGAUUAAAGAAUGGUGGUCAUUGUUUAGAGGUUUAAGAUUCUAUUUAGACAGAUAUCAGGUGGUUGGAGAGAAGAGUACAAUAAUGGAAAGCAAUACAUUUGAAUUGGUAAAGAACCAAAUUAUUUUCUAUGGUGGAAUCAUAACCUCUGAUAUUGAUGAUAACGUACAAUAUGUUGUGAUUGAUCCAAACAAUAACUCUAGACUACCGUUUCUUAAAAAUAGAAUACACAGAUUGGAUAAUAAUUCAACAACAACUGAAAUUGUUACAGUUGAUUGGGUUGAUGAACAACUUCGAUUGAAUUCACCUCUUUUACAUAAGAACACCACACAAUAA